Molecule: messenger RNA, 198 nt
Organism: Schizosaccharomyces osmophilus
Lineage: Eukaryota; Fungi; Ascomycota; Schizosaccharomycetes; Schizosaccharomycetales; Schizosaccharomycetaceae
Gene: prl65
Product: tudor domain superfamily protein
Exons: 2
Coding region: 1-198 (65 amino acids)
Source: RefSeq, a predicted model, not a curated record
AUGACCAAAUAUCAAAAGGGAAGCAAAGUUGAAUACCAUCCUAUUGGUGGUUCUACCGGAACUAGUACUUCUACCGGUACCAUUCUACAAGUCAAGGAUGACACCGGCAGUGAUGAAACCCGCUAUGAAAUUCAAAAUGAUCAUACACAAAAGACCGCUACGUACAAAGAGCGCAACAUCUCUCGCGUAUUGGAUUAA